Messenger RNA from Episyrphus balteatus (marmalade hoverfly), 1213 nucleotides. RefSeq names its product putative transferase CAF17 homolog, mitochondrial. Gene Ontology annotation, molecular function: protein binding. Gene Ontology annotation, cellular component: mitochondrial matrix. Lineage: Eukaryota; Metazoa; Arthropoda; Insecta; Diptera; Syrphidae. Bases 160 to 1170 code for a protein of 336 amino acids. The record is from RefSeq and is a predicted model, not a curated record. The transcript has 2 exons.
AAUUUCUUCUACGAAUUUAUGCAUUUUUUACAGAUUAUUUUAUCAAUAUCUGACUAAAAAAAGAACCUUAAUCAAAUCCCGCUCUUAAGACGAUAUUAAAACAUAAUAAACAACUUUAUUUCAUCACUUUUUUCACUGAAAAAAAGACCACACAAAACAAUGAAUAUACUUCAUAAAACAUGUGUAAAGCAAUUUGCUCGAUAUGCAGAAACAGCAACAACAAUAACAACUGCUUCCAAAUAUCUAGCUGAACCUUUGACAAAACGAGCUUUAGUUCGAAUUCAAGGCGCCGAAGUUGUUCCAUUCUUACAAGGCCUAAUAACCAAUGACAUGAAUCAUUUGCAUGUUGAUGGCAAUCCUUCAAUGUAUACAAUGUUCCUUAACAAUGCUGGAAGAGUUUUAUACGAUUCCAUUGUCUAUCGAACUCCAGAAGCCGAUUCAUUCAUCAUUGAAUGCGAUCGUGAUGUGUCCAAUGAAUUGAGGAAGCAUCUUCGACUUUUUAGAGUUCGAAGAAAAAUCAAUAUCGAUUGUGUCAAUGAAGAACUUACUCCAUGGAUUGUAUUUAAUCCUAUCCAAAAUGGAGAUGUCCCAAAACCAAAUGAUAAGAAACCUGACAAAGUUUUGUCUACUCCAGAUCCACGAUUAAAAGAGCUCGGGGUUAGAAUUAUCCUCCCGGCAGGUUCUGAGGGCAAAGAUAUCGAAAAGAUGUUUCCAAGUAGCAUCACAAUAGAACAAUCCACAUCGUCUCAAUACAACACGCAUCGUUAUGUCCAUGGAGUGGGUGAAGGUAUAAUUGAUCAUCCUCCAGGGAAAUGUUUCCCUCUCGAAGCGAACUGUGAUUUCCUUCAUGGAGUCAGCUUCCAAAAAGGUUGUUAUGUCGGCCAAGAGCUUACAGCUCGAGUCUAUCACACAGGAGUGAUAAGGAAACGUCUCAUGCCUCUAAAACUAACAAAUGUCCCCGAGGCAGAUGUUACAUCUGUUCAAACUUCAGAUGGAGCUUCGGUGGGCACAAUUCGUGGAGUUAUUGAAAAGCAAGCUUUGGCACUUCUUCGAGUGGAACAAGUGCUAAAAGCCAAAGAGCUUGUAGUUAAUGGACAACCCUGUGAAACGUUUAAACCUAAUUGGUGGCCAAAAGAUCUUCCAAGUCGACCUUCAUUAAGAAAAGACUAAAUCUCUGUAUAAUUGUUGUAAUAAAAAUAAAUUCGUUCUUUAA